Molecule: messenger RNA, 1186 nt
Organism: Telopea speciosissima
Lineage: Eukaryota; Viridiplantae; Streptophyta; Magnoliopsida; Proteales; Proteaceae
Product: 2-Cys peroxiredoxin BAS1, chloroplastic
Exons: 7
Coding region: 97-912 (271 amino acids)
Biological process (GO): response to oxidative stress; cell redox homeostasis; cellular response to stress
Molecular function (GO): thioredoxin peroxidase activity
Source: RefSeq, a predicted model, not a curated record
UUUUCGCUUAUCCACGCAAGGUGACCUUUUUUUCUCUGCCAACGAGAGACUCUCUUCUGCCCAGUGGAGAAGAGUGAGACUGAGAGCGAAACCAAGAUGGCCUGCUCAGCUCCUUCUGCCAUUCUCUCAUCGAACCCUGGCUCCUUUUCAUGCAAAUCUGCGAAGCCCAUGGCUUCUAUGGUCCCUUCCAAGCCAUUCUCUCAAACCCUAACAAUCCCCAAAAGCUUCAACGGUCUCCGGAGACCCUUCCAGUCUCGCGUCUCUAGGCCAAUUUCCACCUCCAGAUCAUCUUCCAGGAGGAGCUUCUUUGUCAAUGCUAGUGAACUUCCUUUGGUUGGUAAUCAGGCCCCAGAUUUUGAAGCUGAAGCCGUUUUUGACCAGGAGUUCAUUAAGGUCAAGCUAUCCGAGUAUAUUGGAAAGAAAUAUGUCAUUCUCUUUUUCUAUCCUCUGGAUUUCACAUUUGUUUGCCCCACUGAGAUCACUGCUUUCAGUGACCGGUACUCAGAUUUUGAGAAGUUAAACACAGAGAUACUGGGUGUCUCUGUUGACAGUGUGUUCUCGCACCUUGCAUGGGUCCAAACAGAUAGGAAAUCAGGUGGGCUUGGUGAUCUGAAGUAUCCUUUGAUUUCCGAUGUGACAAAAUCAAUUUCAAAAUCCUAUGAUGUAUUGAUCCCUGAUCAGGGAAUUGCAUUGAGGGGACUUUUCAUUAUUGACAAGGAAGGAAUUAUUCAACACUCCACCAUCAACAAUCUGUCCAUUGGCCGUAGUGUUGAUGAGACAAUGAGAACACUCCAGGCAUUGCAGUAUGUCCAAGAGAAUCCAGACGAGGUUUGUCCAGCUGGGUGGAAGCCUGGUGAGAAGUCCAUGAAGCCAGAUCCCAAGCUUAGCAAAGAAUAUUUUGCAGCGAUAUAACAGAACCAAAGUGAUGCUUUGGUAGCACCUUUGUUAUUAGGAGAGUUUGGAGAAUUUUGUUGUCUUGUUAGUCAAAUGAGUCUUAGAGGAGCAGUUCAUGGAAAUAAAGACGUGUAUUCCCUCAAGUUUUCCUGAUAGCUGGACACUUUGUAUCACCUGUAAGCUUGUUUUUUUGUAUUGGCAUGUAUUCUUGAAGGUACACUAGAAAAACAGAUCAGGAGUCAGGACGUGCAAUGGCUGUGCAGUUGCAUUAAGUUCUCAAAUUUGGUGUUUA